GUCAAACUUUGUGAAAUACACGUUAAGCGCUAUAAUUAAAAAUUUGCUGUAAUUAGAAAAAUUUGUUAAAACCAUUUUGUAGCGAGAUAUAGUAUCAAUGAGUUUCCAAGCACCAACCACAACCACAGCUGUAAGCACCGGUUUCUCCUUUGGUUUGGGAACUGCUGCUGGAGCAGCCAAACCAGCAACUUUUUCAUUUGGAUCCACCGGAGGUGGUGACGCGGGUACUGUGAAACCUCUAGCGUUUGGUGCACCUACAACAGCUGUAACAUCUAUGGCUGCACCGACUGCAGUUGGUUUUGGUGGCGGAUUUCUCGGUGCCGCUACAACGACUACUGGCACAGCAGCCGCCCAACCUACAGCACCAACAGCGUCGACUGGCUUUUCAUUUGGUGCACCAACGGCUAGUGCAACGACUGCUGCACCGACUUCAGCAGCCCCUUCAACAACGGCUGCCACAGCUGCCUUCGGUUUUAGCGCCGCUACUGCUGCAACAUCAACAGCUCCAACUGGAUUUAACUUUGGCGCGCCGGCAGCUGUGACGGCCACUACGACAAUUACAGCUCCUGCCACAGCUGCACCACCAGCAUUUGCAUUAACAACAGCCAAAACAACUGCAGCACCUUUACCCACACUUGGUGCAAUAAAUGCGACUACAGCACCAACCACAGGCGGUUUUGCGAAUCUCAGUACGGCAACAAAAACAACAGAUUCUUCCGCUGUGGCGAAUGCUUCACAGCUUUCUUAUAAUCAAUUGGAGGAACAUAUUAACAAAUGGACAUUGGAAUUGGAGGAACAAGAAAAAGUAUUCGCGGAUCAAGCAACACAUAUAAACGCAUGGGAUAAAAUACUUAUCAGCAAUAAUCAUAAAAUACUAGAGUUAAACGAUGCUGUACAAAAGGUCAAAUCAGAUCAACAAACAUUAGAGCAGGAGCUGGAAUUCAUAGCGACCCAACACAAAGAACUCGAGGAAAGUAUUGUGCCACUACAAAAGGAGUUCCAGAAAUUGCCACAAGUUGAUGUGGAACGUAGUCAGACUUAUCUUUUGGUUGAAAACUUAGACACACAGCUUAAGCAGAUGUCCGAAGACUUAAAGGAAAUCAUCGACAAUCUAAAUGAAGCAGAUGAGGGUCUAGACAUUACAGAUCCCAUUUUACAAAUCGGUAAAAUUUUAAAUGCGCAUAUGAGCUCACUACAAUGGAUCGAGUCGUCGACAACAAAUAUUUCUAAUAAACUGGAUGAUAUAACAAAAAUGCAUGAAUCGUUUAAACGUGAGUCCGAGCGUUCCUUCCGUUCAGCUUACUACAAUUGAACCAGGUUGUGUGGGAGAAAUUUUCAGUUUAUUUUCAAUAUACAUUUUUUUUUAUAAAAUACGUUAUAACUUUUAUUUAAUCUUCGCAGAAUUUUAAAUAAAAAACAAUGGUCUUAGUAAUA
Molecule: messenger RNA, 1434 nt
Organism: Ceratitis capitata (Mediterranean fruit fly)
Lineage: Eukaryota; Metazoa; Arthropoda; Insecta; Diptera; Tephritidae
Gene: Nup62
Product: nuclear pore glycoprotein p62
Exons: 1
Coding region: 98-1312 (404 amino acids)
Biological process (GO): RNA export from nucleus; protein import into nucleus
Cellular component (GO): nuclear pore central transport channel; nuclear pore
Molecular function (GO): phospholipid binding; structural constituent of nuclear pore
Source: RefSeq, a predicted model, not a curated record